Alternaria atra is the source of this 1959-nucleotide messenger RNA. RefSeq lists its product as uncharacterized. Bases 1 to 1959 code for a protein of 652 amino acids. Gene Ontology annotation, molecular function: nucleic acid binding; exonuclease activity. The transcript is spliced from 2 exons. NCBI's taxonomy places the organism in Eukaryota, Fungi, Ascomycota, Dothideomycetes, Pleosporales, Pleosporaceae. The record is from RefSeq and is a predicted model, not a curated record. Gene Ontology annotation, cellular component: nucleus.
AUGUGGCCUUCUGUACCAGCUUCCAGGAGCUUUGCCAAUAUAGCAUGUCCUUGUGGUGAGAAAUGCGAGUUACCUCAUUGCAUCUUUAGUCACAACACACCACAGCCAUCUACAGCGCGGCGGUCUCCAGUGCCAGUUGCAGCAACACAUGAUUCAGAGCCGAUCGCGAAGAGGCUGAAGCUCGACGACAGCACCAAGGCACCCACUGUGCAGGUCGCUCCAGCACAAGCUCAGACCAAUGUCGACGUCGUUGCCAACUCAGACACACUCAAGACCAAGGCACCGACGACGAAAAUUGUGCCCAAAGCUACAAAUACCGCACCACCUAAAGCACCCGCUCCCCUUCCAGUAUCUGCCACGCGACCAGUAUCGCCACCGCUGGCUGCCGCUGCACCCAAGGUUGUCGCCAAGCCAGAUGUUCCUGUUGCGUUGAUGCCACGAAAACUUAACAAGGAACCGGCGACCUUCACCAAGAGGGUUACUUUGCUCAAAGCGCUGCACGCCUACAUGAAGCCGCAAAACGACAAGCUUCUCAAAGCAGUCAAACCUGAGGUCAAAGCACUGCACCUAUCGCCAAAUCAACUCAACAAACUGGCGGAAAGAAUCGCUACAUCAAAUGGCUCAGUGUAUGAGAACAUACUUAAACAACGGCUGGUCAAGCUGAAGACCAUGCCAGCGGAAGAAUGGGUUAAGGAACGACGCGAAGCUAUAGCCAAGGAGAGUGGAGAGCUACCAAAGAAAGCACCACCCAAGAAGGUCGAUACCGGCCUUACACCGAAAGAAGAAGUCACGUUCCUCCCUAGACUUGUGUGCCCUCAGGAUGGAUUGGAUAAGCAUGGCUAUGUCACUAAGUUACCUACUGACGCCGACCUCAACGAGACGAGGUUGGCGCUUGAAGCAGCUGGCGGCUGGGAACAAUGUGACCGCUGCAAUACUCGUUUCCAAGUCUUUCCAGAGCGGCGGGAAGAAGAUGGAGUACUUACCACAGGAGGACAGUGCAAACAUCAUUGGGGCAGGCGAAUCUUUGCUAGGAAAUCAAGAGGCGUCGCAGCAGAACCUACAAAGUUCAGUUGUUGCAAUGGAGAGGUAGGAUCGGAGGGCUGCACUACACACAAAACGCAUGUGUACAACGUCAAGGAUCCAAACCGUCUGUCGCUCAUAAUGCCAUUUAUCGAAACACCGGAGAACGACAAAGUCCCGAAGGAUACCGCUGUGUGCUUCGACUGCGAAAUGGGCUAUACCACUAACGGCCUUGAGAUGCUUCGUCUCACAGUCAUAACGUGGCCACAACACAAGCCUCUUGUUGACGUGCUGGUGCGGCCCCUUGGACACGUGCUGGACUUCAACACCCGUUUCUCUGGCAUAACCGCAGAUCAGUUCCUAAACGCGAAACCGUACGAUCCGGCAAACCCAAAGCCUGUUCGCAAAGAUCUUCGCAUUGUUGACUCACCCCAUGCAGCAAGAGACCUAUUUCUUUCUCACGUCUCUCCCACCACCCCGGUUCUUGGCCAUGCUCUCGAAAACGACCUCAACACUAUCCGUCUCAUCCACCCAACCAUCAUCGACACGGUGCUCCUCUACCCGAACCCCAGUGGCCUACCCUUUCGUUUUGGUCUACGCAAGCUAGCUUCAGAUUAUCUUGGUGAGCAAAUCCAGCAAGGAGGUGCCGCUGGCCACGACAGCUACGAAGAUGCGCGAACUACAGGCGAGCUGGUUAGAUGCAAGAUCAAGGAGAGGUGGAGGCUUCUGAAGAUUGAUGGAUGGCAGAUUAGAGAGGACGGUGUGUAUCCGCCUAUGCCUACGGAGAAACCGCCAGAGCAGGUUCCGACCGCGCCGUCGAUGGUUCCAGAAGCGAAGAUGGCGGUUCUUGAAGGAAAUCCAGCACCCAAGAGGAAGUUUGAGAACGAUGGCGAUGAGGAGGAGGGUGAUGACGAAGAAUUUCCAGCGAAGAAGCAAUAG